CCUAUUAAUAGCAACUAAACUAAAAAAUGGAAUACAAAUCUAAAACUACUGUCAGCUACACUUUAUUCUUGUACCGUGAGGAAUUGCGUCGCUCUCAAUCACGUUUUACACAAUUAAAUCGUACGAAAAUUUCUCUUACCGACAAAUUGAUCGCGAAAAGUGUUCGCAAUUUGGAAAAAUGUUACAUAGAAGAUUUACAUGCCAUCAAUCGAGAAAUUUUAUUCAAAAAGAAAUUGAAGUAUCAAAUACAACGCAGUAAACAAUUGCAGAAAUUGCGCUUGAAAGAUGUUAAUCCAAGUAAAAUACCAUUAACGGAAUUGUGA
Molecule: messenger RNA, 323 nt
Organism: Lucilia sericata (common green bottle fly)
Lineage: Eukaryota; Metazoa; Arthropoda; Insecta; Diptera; Calliphoridae
Exons: 1
Coding region: 27-323 (98 amino acids)
Source: RefSeq, a predicted model, not a curated record